UCAGUUGCCUCACAUCACACCACACUAGCUGAUUAGCUUAAGCUUAGCUGAGAUUGAUCAAGGCGAGAGGAUUAAUUUGGUUUAAUUUCUUGCAAAUGAGGCCGGCUGGAGCGGCUGACAUGGCGAUGGGCGGGAUCGGCGGCGCGGCGGCGUCGACGUCGUCGGUGCCGGCGAUGCCGGCGGCGGUGGCGCCGCCGCCGUUCUGGUCGACGCCGACGCCGUACCUGUUCAUCGGGUUCGGGGUGGUGAUGGCGCUCAUCGCGGUGGCGCUCGCCGUGCUGCUGUGCACGCGGCGGAAGGACGGGGGGCGCGGCGUCGGCGGCGAGGAGCGCGGCGACGUCGUCGUCCCGCCGGGGAUGAUGUCGGUGCGCGUGCUGGCGCCGCUGGACAGGGAGGCGCCGCCCAGGGUGGUGGUCGUGAUGGCCGGCGACGACUCGCCGUCGUUCCUCGCCAGCGCCACCCCGCUCGCCUUCGCCGCCGCCGCCGCCACCGGCGUGCCACUCGCGCCAGCACCAAAGGUGGUGGCCCCGCCGCAGCCGUAAUACGUACGCCGGCGUCAAGAACGGCGCCGCCGUGUAGUGGCUCGCCGGCGCCGCCAUGCGUGGAUGUUUCAAGCUACAUGUGAUCAAGGAGCUAACGAUUUUGUCAGAGUUUUCUCCUAUUAAUUUCACGGCAUAUGAAGCAAUGCUAAUUGCUACCUGCAAAUAUAUAUGCUAAUCUUGUAACAUAAUUUCCUGCUAAUGAGAGGAUGAAUUACCGGAUCUUAAUUUUUUUUCUAAUUAGCUACUGUUUUGUGAA
Messenger RNA from Oryza sativa Japonica Group (Japanese rice), 798 nucleotides. Its product is annotated as protein GLUTAMINE DUMPER 6. Lineage: Eukaryota; Viridiplantae; Streptophyta; Magnoliopsida; Poales; Poaceae. The record is from RefSeq and is a predicted model, not a curated record. Gene Ontology annotation, biological process: regulation of amino acid export.